CGGGGGGAGACCGGAUAUAGUGAAUGCAGGACCUGGGGAGACCGGAUAUAGUCAAUGUAGGGUCCUGGGAGAUCAGAUAUAGUGGAUGCAGGGUCCUGGGAGACCAGAUAUAGUGGAUGCAGGGUCCGGGGAGACCAGAUAUAGUGGAUGCAGGGUCCUGGGAGACCAGAUAUAGUGAAUGCAGGGUCCGGGGAGACCAAAUAUAGUAAAUGCAGGGUCCGGGGAGACCAGAUAUAGAGAAUGCAGGGUCCGGGGAGACCAGAUAUAGUGAAUGCAGGGGUCAGGGGAGACCAGAUAUAGUGAAUGCAGGGUCCAGGGAGACCAGAUAUAGUGAAUGCAGGGUCCGG
This is a messenger RNA of Staurois parvus, 347 nucleotides long. Lineage: Eukaryota; Metazoa; Chordata; Amphibia; Anura; Ranidae. The record is from the annotation of a GenBank genome assembly.